This is a messenger RNA of Euleptes europaea (tarantolino), 3788 nucleotides long. RefSeq names its product SMG7 nonsense mediated mRNA decay factor (gene SMG7). Bases 43 to 3624 code for a protein of 1193 amino acids. Gene Ontology annotation, molecular function: protein binding; telomerase RNA binding; telomeric repeat DNA binding. The transcript is spliced from 23 exons. NCBI's taxonomy places the organism in Eukaryota, Metazoa, Chordata, Lepidosauria, Squamata, Sphaerodactylidae. Gene Ontology annotation, biological process: nuclear-transcribed mRNA catabolic process, nonsense-mediated decay. The record is from RefSeq and is a predicted model, not a curated record. Gene Ontology annotation, cellular component: telomerase holoenzyme complex.
CCCCCCAGCGCGGGCCUGGCAGGCAGCGAGCGGCGGCGGAGGAUGAGCUUGCUUUGCGCGCAGUAUCUCCGGCAGGCAGAAGUCCUGAAGGCUGACAUGACAGAUUCGAAGUUGGGUCCAGCUGAAGUCUGGACUUCCAGACAGGCUUUGCAGGACUUAUACCAGAAAAUGCUUGUUACAGAUUUGGAGUAUGCAUUGGACAAAAAAGUAGAACAAGAUCUGUGGAAUCAUGCCUUUAAAAACCAGAUCACAACUCUACAGGGUCAAGCAAAAAACCGAGCAAAUCCAAAUCGGAGCGAAGUCCAGGCAAAUCUCUCUCUGUUCCUAGAGGCAGCUAGUGGCUUCUAUACACAGCUACUGCAGGAGCUGUGCACAGUGUUUAAUGUAGAUUUGCCCUGUCGUGUGAAGUCCUCUCAACUGGGGAUUAUCAGCAAUAAACAGAUGCAUACCAGCGCCAUUGUGAAGCCACAAUCUAGCUCCUGCUCAUAUAUUUGCCAGCACUGCCUUGUCCACCUUGGAGACAUUGCUCGCUACAGAAAUCAGACCAGUCAGGCUGAGUCCUACUAUAGGCACGCAGCUCAGCUUGUCCCUUCCAAUGGUCAGCCUUACAAUCAGUUGGCUAUUUUAGCAUCCUCCAAAGGAGACCACCUGACCACAAUUUUCUACUACUGCAGAAGCAUUGCUGUGAAGUUUCCUUUCCCAGCUGCCUCUACUAAUCUACAAAAAGCACUUUCUAAAGCACUGGAAAGUCGUGAUGAGGUGAAGACUCAAUGGGGAGUGUCUGAUUUUGUCAAGGCAUUUAUAAAAUUCCAUGGUCAUGUGUACCUGAGUAAGAACUUGGAGAAAUUGAACCCUCUUCGUGAGAAGUUAGAGGAACAGUUCAAGCGGCUGCUGUUCCAAAAAACCUUCAAUUCUCAGCAGCUCGUCCACAUUACCGUCAUCAACCUGUUUCAGCUGCAUCACUUGCGAGACUUCAGCAACGAGAGUGAGCAGCACAGUUACAGCCAAGACGAACAGCUCUGUUGGACACAACUGCUGGCUCUCUUCAUGUCUUUCCUUGGAAUCCUGUGCAAGUGUCCACUCCAGAACAAUUACCAGGAAGAGUCUUGGGGUUCUUAUCCUCUUCCUGCUCUCAAAGUCUCAAUGGAUUGGUUGAAACUUAGACCCAGUGUAUUUCAGGAGGCUGUAGUCGAUGAGCGACAAUAUAUUUGGCCAUGGCUGAUCUCCCUUCUAAACAGUUUCCAACCUCAUGAGGAAGACCUCUCCUGCCUGAAUGCAACUCCACUUCCAGAGGAGUUUGAGCUGCAGGGAUUCUUAGCUCUGAGACCUUCCUUCAGGAACUUAGAUUUUUCCAAAGGCCAUCAGGGGAUUACUGGAGACAAAGAAGGGCAGCAUCGGCGCAUACGGCAACAGCGCCUGAUCUUCGCGGGCAAGUGGAUUGCUGACAACCAGCCAAGGCUGAUCCAGUGUGAAAAUGAGGUCGGGAAACUCCUGUUUUUGACCGAGAUCCCAGAGUUACUACUUGACGAGCAUAGCGAAGCCAAACAGAGUUUUGUUCUGCAGGAAGCAUCCUUUACAGAGCCACAGUUUGCAGAUGGGAGUCCAGGACUAAAGUCAGUGCUGUCAACAGGUCGAAACCUAAGCAGCAGCUGUGACACAGGAGAUAAGCCAAUGGUGACAUUCAAAGAGAACAUUAAACCGCGAGAGGUAAACCGAGAGCCAAGCCGAGGCUAUCUAACAAAGGAAGCGAGUAGGGAAAGAAGGGAUUACAGCAAAGGAAUAACACUCAAUAAAAAUGACGGGAAGAAAGACAACAACAACAAGAGGAAGAAUGAGACCAAGAAAUGUGGCAUGGAAAAGAUGCAGGAAGCAGGGAAGCAGAACGUGGCGGUGCAGGUGAAAUCGCAGACAGAGUUGAGGAAGACUCCCGUGUCUGAAGCCAGGAAAACACCAGUAACUCAGUCUCCAAACCAGGCCAGCAAUUCCCAGUUCAUCCCCAUCCAUCACCCAGGAGCUUUCCCCCCACUUCCCAGCCGGCCAGGCUUCCCACCGCCAGCGUACGUCAUCCCCCCUCCUGUGGCUUUCUCUAUGAGCUCGGGGUACACUUUCCCAGGGGGCGUUUCUGUCCCAGGAACCUUUCUUCAGCCUGCAGCUCACUCACCUGCAGGAAACCAGGUGCAAGCUGGGAAGCCCUCCCACAUUCCUUACAGCCAGCAGCGGCCCUCCGGACCAGGCCCGAUGAACCAGGGACCUCAGCAGACGCCCUCCCCUUCCCAGCAGACCCUCUCAUCCUUACCAGCUCAGGCAACAGCACAGUCUGCCAGCCAAUUACAGGUCCAGGCUCUGGCCCAACAGCAGCAGCAGUCGCCUACAAAAGCUGUGCAGGCCUUAGGGAAGAGCCCUCCGCACCACUCUGGAUUCCAGCAGUAUUCCCAGCUAGACACAUCCAAGCAGCUCUGGAACCCUCCUCAGGUCCAAGGCCAGUUGGGGAAGAUGUUGCCUGUGAAGCAGCCCUAUUAUCUUCAGAGUCAGGACCCCCUAAAACUGUUUGAGCAGUCGUUGCAGCCUCCCCUCAUGCAACAGCAGCAGCCUCUGGAGAAGAAAAUGAAGCCUUUCCCCAUGGAGCCAUAUAACCAUAAUCCCUCGGAGGUCAAGGUGCCGGAAUUUUACUGGGACUCUUACGGCAUGGCUGAUAACCGUGUGGUGAUGGCACAGCAGCAAGCCAGCAUGGACCGCAGGGGGAAACGGCAGCAAGGAGUCUUCCGUCCAGAGCAGGAUGGAGUGCCUAGGAUGGGCUUUGAGGACCCCAAGAGCUCCCCUCUGCUUCCUCCGGACCUGUUAAAGAGUCUGGCUGCCUUGGAGGAGGAGGAAGAGCUGAUUUUCUCUAACCCUCCUGAUCUUUACCCAGCUCUGCUGGGGCCUCUCGCAUCUCUUCCUGGACGAAGCCUCUUUAAAUCGCUGCUAGAGAAACCAUCAGAUCUGAUGACUCAGACACCUUCUUUCUUGUCCCUCACGGGCUUCUCUCUAAACCAGGAAAGAUACCCAAACAGCAUGUUCAAUGAGGUGUAUGGAAAGAACCUCAACGCCAGCACAAAACCAGAUGUCACUCCAUCAGUGGCUCACCAGGAGACUUCACUCUACUCUCUCUUUGAAGGGACGCCAUGGUCUCCAUCUCUUCCAGCCAGCUCAGAUCAUUCAACACCAGCUAGCCAGUCGCCUCAUUCGUCGAACCCUAGCAGCUUGCCAAGCUCUCCUCCAACUCACAACCACAACUCUGUUCCAUUCUCCAACUUCGGGCCCAUUGGAACACCGGACAACAGAGAUCGGAGGAUUGCAGAUCGAUGGAAGACGGAUAAGCCAGCAAUGGGAGGAUUUGGCCUGGACUAUCUCCCAGCAACAUCUUCCUCUUCGGAGAGUAGCUGGCACCCGUCCAGCACUCCCAGCUGUACCUGGGCAGCCCAUGGCCCAGCCAUAGAGGAUUCGUCAGCCGUGCUCAUGGAAAGCCUGAAGUCCAUCUGGUCCAGUUCCAUGAUGCAUCCUGGACCUUCGGCCCUGGAGCAGCUGUUGAUGCAGCAGAAGCAGAAGCAGCAACGCGGGCAAGGUGCCAUGAACCCACCACACUGAACUAAGGAGUUGGCAACCUUUGCAACCGAAGGCUCCAUAACUCAUGGCAUGUUGGGUUUGCAGGACUGGCCCACACAGUCCUGUGCGCGUGGCAGCCCUCUCUUCUGUUCUUUGCCGUCAGGAGGGCGUAAGUGCUCCACCAACCCACUGCGUGUGCAUGGAAA